This is a messenger RNA of Loxodonta africana (African savanna elephant), 2591 nucleotides long. It is a transcript of the gene CCDC28B, whose product is annotated as coiled-coil domain containing 28B. Gene Ontology annotation, cellular component: centrosome. The record is from RefSeq and is a predicted model, not a curated record. The coding region runs from base 1334 to 1933 and encodes 199 amino acids. Lineage: Eukaryota; Metazoa; Chordata; Mammalia; Proboscidea; Elephantidae. The transcript has 7 exons.
GGUGGGGGCGGGGGCGGGAUGACGCAGGUCUGACGCUCGAUUUCUGACCCGGGCUCCCGAGCUGGCACAUGGCUUUGGAGCCCGAGUGUGGGAAAUAGAUCCCGGGUGGCCCCGAGCCGCUUCUGGGGAGCUGGGGCGCCUGCUCAAGUUUUCCUGUAUCAAGUCCCUAAUUGGGUCAAGCUACUGUAGGGAGGGGCGGAUAAUGCGGCUCCUGUCACCCCUCCACCACACCCCCAGACCUAUUCGGUGCCAGCCAGCCAGGUGCCGGUUUAAAUCCCUCUUCCUCUCCACCACCCCCCGCAGACAGACAGACACAUACCACCACCACCAUCCUAGAGUGCAGGGUUGGGCUAGGUGGCUCCAGCCUGGAGCAAUCAGCUCAAAAAAAAACAAACCCUGCGCUCCCAGGCCCCCAGAGAGGAGGACCACAGCAGACUGGAGCCUCAGGGGGCAGGGCUGGACUGGAGGCCAACUGGGCAGUGCCAGCCACAGGCUCGGCCAUUGUUGGACGCCAAGGCAGCCAGCUGUGGACCACCCGCCCCACCCUGGCAGCAGCUGAGGCUGUUUGUCAGUGGAGCAGGGACCUCCUGACCUGGAAGGGAAGGUUGAAGCUGGUAGAAGCAUGUCCCAGGCAACUUCUGGAAGUCUUGUGGUGUUUGUGGUUGGGGUGGGGGAGGAGGGAUGCCAGUGUCUAAGUGCGAGAAAACUCCCAACAAACUCUGCCCCAUGUGCCAGGGCUUCCCCUACUAUUACUCAUCCUCUGGUGGUUCCUGCCUGACACUGGGGCCUCCCAGGUGCCCCCACCCAGGCCUCGGUCAUGUCCAUGCUGACGGUUUCUCAGUGUCUGCCUAGGGGAAGAGGGAGUUGAUAAAUAAAAGGGGCCUAGUUGACAGCCCUAAUCCUCAGCUGGGCUCUUGCCUGUUGGAAUCCACCCUGUCUCCCCCUACAUUUCCUCUGCCCAGCCCAGCCCCCUCGGCCACAGGGACAGGAAACUCCAACAGCAGCAGCAGGGUAAUAGUGUCUGGCUCAGCCCUUUCAGGCAGGACCUAGGUUUUCCCCGCUAAGGCUAGAGGGCAGGAGAGGACAUGGGGUGGGCCAGGGAAGGCCCUUCAAAUGCAUAUCCAUGCCCCCAGGAGCAGGCGCUGGCAUCUGGCCCUGCCUCCACUGUACCCAUGAGGGGAUAUAGCCCCUUACAGUUGUGAGAGGACAGUUAGAAAGUCCAGGGCCCUUCCUUUGCAACUCUCAGGGGUUGCCAGGUGAACGGUUGAAUUGGCCCCUAGCUGUCUUAAUGGGGCUACCUGUCUCUUAGGAACUGAGGCCCAGCCCACACCCAAUGGAUGACAAGAAGAAGAAGAGGAGCCCCAAGCCCUGCCUGACCCAACAAACCCAGGCCCCAGGCACGUUUCGCAGGGUCCCUGUGCCCACCAGCCACAGUGGCUCCCUGGCCCUGGGACUCCCUCACCUGCCAUCUCCCAAGCAGCGGGCCAAAUUCAAGAGGGUAGGCAAGGAGAAAUGCCGCCCAGUGCUGGCCGGAGGUGGGGGCGGCUCGGCAGGCACCCCCCUGCAGCACUCUUUCCUGACUGAGGUGACCGAUGUCUAUGAGAUGGAAGGGGGACUGUUGAACCUGCUUAAUGAUUUUCACUCAGGCCGGCUGCAAGCCUUUGGGAAGGAAUGCUCCUUUGAGCAGCUGGAGCACGUGCGGGAGAUGCAGGAGAAGCUGGCCCGGCUGCACUUCAGCCUGGACGUGUGUGGGGAGGAGGAAGAAGAGGAGGAAGAGGACGGAGUCACUCAGGGUCUGCCUGAGGAGCAGAAGAAGACCAUGGCUGACCGAAACCUGGACCAGCUGCUUAGCAACCUGGAAGAUCUUAGCAAUUCCAUACAGAAGCUGCACCUGGCCGAGAACACUGGACCUGAGGAUCAGUCAGCUGUGUAAGCGUCGGACCCAGGCCCAGACUGCCUUUUUUCAUUCCCUUCAAACUGACUUUUUACAGGACUCGGGACUCGGGCGGGUAUUCAGCAGCCCCCCAGGUGCUAUGGGGAGGGGGGCACUGGAUGGCAUUAAACUCGAAAGAAAGAGGCUCUGUGUCCUCUCUCCUGUCAUUGCGCCUUUGCUCGGCGGCGACGCCCGUGUAACCCACUUUUGGUUGGGAAGUCCUGCUCAGGUAGGGCUGGAAUCCCCGGCGCGGCUCUGCGGGUGGGACUCGGGAGGUAGGGCGAUCGAGACACGGGUGAGCUUGUCGCCAGGACGCGUCAAGCAUGGUGAGGAGGACCGUUGCCGUGGAGACAGCAGGGGCGGGAUCCGACAGGCUAAGGAGUGGCGCGGCCUAAUGACGCACUGCGCAGGCGCCCUGCGGGCCGCGGUACCGUUGGCGCUGGAAUGGAGCUGGAGCAGUUGUUUCGGAAGGUGUCGGCUCUGCAGGCUUGUGUCCGGGGCUUCUUGGUCCGACGCCAGUUCCAGAAUCUGCGAGCUGAAAGCCACAGAUCCAGGACUGCCCUACAGCCAACUUGAACUCCAGGAGGUCCAGCACCUCCGCAGCCACUUGGCCAUGGAACUGCUGUGGUUGCAACAGGCCAUCAAUAGCCGUAAGGAG